AGUUGGACGCGAAUCGGCAGAAGCGCACCCAUUCAAUUUCGAUAGAGAAAGCACACAGGGAAUUGUCUCCGGCAAACGACAGAAAUAUUUUUAUUUUGAAGUGAAGAACAGUGAGAGAGAGAAGGAAGUGAAGAGGAGGCCAAACAAGUGCCGGAACGUGCUCGAGUGUCUCCAUUUUUGCGGUUUUCUUAUGUGGACACCCGUUUCCCUCAUCAAAUUGGCAUACGCGUACCCUCCUCAGUGCUGACACGCCGCCGGUCGCCAAUUUUCGGUUUUUGUUUUCAUUUCAAUACGAGACAAACUUUUCAACUUUUCGGUUUUGUUUAAUGCAGAACAAUAUUAUUUGACUGCCGGUUAGCGUAUAACUGCAGCAAUAAACUUGAAAUUAAAUAAAUUUUCCCAAGUGCGUAAAGAGAGAAAGGGAGAACCCGGAGACUCAGUCAAUUAGCAAUGAGCGAAGUAGCGAAGUAAAUUUGCUGAACAACAACGUAGGGAGAUCAAAAUAGACGGAGACGGAAAUGGCCGCUUAAGUGGCGCACAUCCGGCGAAGCCCAUUCCCAACCGGAAGACGAGUACCCACCGAGUAGGAGAGCACAGAUAGGACAGCUCCUCUGACUCUGACCCAGCACUCAACCCAUUAGCCAGACCAAACAGAGCCCACAAGAUGGCCAUCCUGAGCUGGCUGGCCACGACCACGACCACGCAGCUGCCGCUAGCGACGACCACCAACUGGAGCCUGACCACGGCCGCGACGAGCAUCAGUCUGGCGGAUGCGGCAUCCGCAGGGGCAGCAGCAGUGGCAGCGGCAUCUGCAGCGGCAUCGGCAGCAGCAUCAGCCGCAGCAUCAGCCGCAGCAGCAGCAGCAGCAGAGGCGGCCCAAAUAGAGGUAGACAAGUCGGGAGGCGUCAUCCACAAUCAGUUCGUGCAGAUUUUCUUCUACAUGCUGUACGCCACCGUCUUUGUCCUGGGAGUGUUCGGGAAUGUCCUGGUCUGUUAUGUGGUGCUGAGGAACCGGGCGAUGCAAACUGUCACCAACAUAUUCAUUACGAACCUGGCCCUGUCCGAUAUCCUUCUGUGCGUCCUGGGCGUGCCCUUUACGCCGCUGUACACGUUCAUGGGCCGCUGGGCCUUCGGGCGAACGCUCUGUCACCUGGUGUCCUUCGCGCAGGGCUGCAGCAUCUACAUAUCCACGCUGACUCUCACUUCCAUAGCCAUAGAUCGGUACUUCGUGAUCAUCUAUCCAUUCCACCCGCGCAUGAAGCUCUCCACCUGCAUCGGGAUCAUUGUGAGCAUCUGGGUGAUUGCACUGCUGGCCACGGUGCCCUAUGGCAUGUACGUGAAGAUGACUAACGAGGUGAUUAACGGCACCCAGAUGAGCGGGAACGACACCAGUGCGGAUGCGGCCAUGAUGUUCAAUGCGAGCUACGAUGUGACAGGGUUCAUUGAGGCGCCCGACGCAACCUCCGCCGCCCAAGCCUACAUGCAGGUGAUGACCUCGGGGGUGAGCACGGACCUGUCCUACACCCGGAUGGUCUGCGAGGAGAACUGGCCGUCGGAGGAGUAUCGCAAGGUGUUCGGGGCCAUCACCACCACGCUGCAGUUCGUGCUGCCGUUCUUCAUCAUCUCCAUCUGCUACGUGUGGAUCUCGGUGAAGCUGAACCAGCGGGCCAGGGCCAAGCCGGGCUCCAAGUCCUCGAGAAGGGAGGAGGCGGAUCGGGAUCGCAAGAAGCGAACCAACCGCAUGCUUAUCGCCAUGGUGGCUGUGUUCGGUCUCAGCUGGCUGCCCAUCAAUCUGGUCAACAUAUUCGACGACUUUGACGUCAAGUCCAACGAGUGGAGGUUCUACAUACUGUUCUUUUUCGUGGCCCACUCCAUUGCCAUGAGCUCGACCUGCUACAAUCCCUUCCUCUACGCCUGGCUCAACGAGAAUUUCCGCAAGGAGUUCAAGCACGUCCUGCCGUGCUUCAAUCCCUCCAACAACAACAUCAUCAACAUCACUCGCGGCUAUAACCGCAGCGAUCGCAACACCUGCGGCCCCCGUCUCCAUCAUGGCAACGGCGAGGGCGGGAUCGGCGGCAGUCGCGAUGCGGAGGAUCAGGACGACAACGGCAUCACCCAGGAGACCUGCCUGCCCAAGGAAAAGCUCCUGAUUAUACCUCGCGAGCCCACAUAUGGCAAUGGCACUGGUGCAGUGUCGCCCAUUCUCAGUGGACGCAGCAUCAACGCCGCCCUCGUCCAUGGCGGGGAGCACCACCAGCAGCAUCUCCAGCAGCCGCAGCAGGUGGAGCUGAUGAGGCGCGUCCGCCGGCGCACCGACGAGGAUGGAGACUACAUUGACUCUGGCGACGAGCAGACGGUGGAAGUGCGCUUUAGCGAGACACCAUUCGUUAGCUCCGACAAUACCACGGGCAUCAGUAUCCUCGAGACGAGCGCGACCAGCUGCCGGGAGUCGGAUGUGAUGGUCGAGUUGGCCGAAGGAGGUGGAGGAGGAGAAAUCGGUACACGAAUUAACUGAGAUAGGAUUUUCGAAACGCAUUUCUAGGCAUUUUCACGGAUGGAUUUUCAUUGAAUUGUGCUGGCAAUUCAAGCCAAAAAUAUGCAGGGUUUUGGCGGCUGAAUGCUGGAGAGUCCUAUUGUAAGUCAAACUAACGAAAUAAGAAGAAAAAGGAAGAAAAUGUGGAAAGAAAUGCUGAUAAAUGCCAAAUCAAGUGACAACGAUGCGUAAAAAGUGGAAAGGGAGGAUUGUCUAGCAAUUGGCUGAAACAGCUACACAAGUCGUUGAUAUAAAAUAUGUAUACAUAUGUUAAUGGGAGUGUGUGUGUGGUGGGUGUGUGGUUACGGAUGCAUGGAUGUGUGGGUGUGACUGGUCCUGGAGGCAGUGCUCCUUCUUUAUUCAGCUAUUUCUGCCGUUUUAUAUUGUGUUUUUUGGCCAUUCAAGUCGCGGGAAUUGCCGCGCCAUUUCGCCUAUAUAUGUCGUAUACUAGUCCUCGUACAAUGCCUUGAAGGAAGGGUGACUCCCAUACGCAAUUCCCCCGAACGUUUGCUUUUGUCGGAUUCAAUUUGUACCUAACAAUUGUCGAACAUUUGUCGUUGUGGUCUUGGCAUUCGCCAGACGCAGGGAAUUAAAUUUCCUGUGCCGAUGUGCCAGUUUUUGGCUCAAUUGUGUGGAAAUAUGUCAACUCAAGCCCCUGCCCCUUCUUACCAGCUUUUGAUGGACCCGCAGCCCCAACAAUGGCAACUGGAAAACCAGCUACGAAAAUAAUUUGCUCGACUUUUGAAGAGCGAAACAUUUCCACGGCUGAUGGAGCACAGCAAUGGAGCCAGAAAGCGGACGAGAAUACAUACAGAGAAACAUAUGUAAGCUGACAUUGAUGAGAUUUGGUCGGGACAAAGCCAACCGAGCCAACUCGGAGAAUAUCCUCGUAUUGAAGCUGGCUGACAGCUGGUUGCGGAUUCGCCUUCAGGCAUUGAAUCGAAAUUUAAUCUAAAAUUGUUUCCGACCAUGAAAUGGAGUUUAUUAAUGCCACAUCCGGCCUUGGACUGAAGCCUUUUAUAACUAUAACCUAUAAUUCUCUAUGCAGUAUUUUGUGCAUCAUAUAUUAUCGAUGCCUGUUUUUGUUCUCCAAGUUUCCCAUUCAAGUUUCCCCUGGCUGCUUGUGUUUCUUUCUGGGCCUGUCAUUUAUAGCCAAUAGUUGGGUGUGUGGUGUGUGUCUUUAUUUAAAUAAUUAACUCGGACUGCAGGCAGUCUUGCGCAUAAAAGUUAAACUAUUAUAUGAUCAAAUAUUUCAUUGUUAAUAAAAUGUUUAGGUCUAAGGCAAUUGCAGCUCGAAGCGCUUGUAAAGUGUUUCCGAGCAUAGUAUAAGCAUAAAAUAAACUGUACGAGUAUAUCCAAAGUCAUAAUAUAUGUAUAUGUUAUAUAUGUACGAGUAAGGGGAGAUCUAUAGCUAUACGAGUGUCAGCUUAGGGCAUCAAAUGCUAAAUAUAAACAAGAAAUGGGGUAGCGAGGGGCAAACACAUAAAUGAACCAAAACCAUAAAGAAAAACCAAAAGUACGCAAAAUUGUGCUGACCACGAGCCCCGCUUUUGGAAGUUUAUGUCUGGCGAUGUCGGGCAUCAUAACCACUAUACUCACCCUCCCCGUUCCCGUUCCCGUUCCCGUUCCCGUCCCCCUUCCCUGUUCCCUGUUCCCGUCUGCAUCGUAAAACAAGCUUUCAAAAUAUGUGUCACCGGCUUUGCUGUACUUUUGGUUUUUUUAUCGCAGUUUUGUGGCAUGUUUCCAUUGCGUAUACGUAAUAUAAGCUAGUUUAAUUAUAGCCAAGUCGAUAGAAAUUAUUUGGCUAAGGAAAAUAAUUAGAAUACUCAUCGAACUGUAAAUUUAAUCGGAAAUUGCACUUAAGUGUGAGAAAGUCUCAUUUAAUGUAAGAGGCAAGUGUGAAACAUAAAUAUUAUUAAAAUAAAGAAAAAUGUGUGUAAGUUUAGCCAAGAUUAAUAGUAUGUUGUUUUACUCGUAACACCCUAUUAAGUGCGGUCAGAGAUAGUGAUUGAAUGAACAAACGAAUGGCAAAGAAUUUCGACAUAUGGAGGGAGAAUUAUUAGAAAAUAAUAUUAAGUAAGCACAUACUAUACAUACCAAAAAUUUAAAGCAUAGAACUAAUUCUAUAACUAAGACAAAAUUUAUGUAAAAUAAGAAAUACAGAUAUAGAUCUAAGCAUUGAUAAGAGUUACGUACGAACAAAUUUGUCGACAUGUUGUGUGUUUCUGUAUUUGAGAGUAUUUAACCACUAGUUAAGGGUUUUUAGAAACAAAACCAAAACCCCAAGACAGGUCAAAUAUUAUUCAAAGAAAAUACAUGCAUACAUACAUACAUACAUACAUACAUACAUACAAACAUACAUACAAACAUACAUGUUUAAAGUUAAUGAAAUUACGUGUAUCCCAAAGUUGAAAAGAAACCAAAGAAAAAAUGUGUGUGCUUAAAUAUGAAUAGAAAACAGGGAGUACGAUUAAUAUCGCGAACGGAUGACAGAUGCCAUCGCAGCUGAGUAUUAAAAUGAAUAUCAAAAAACCAUACUUAUGUAGUGAAAAAGGUGUUUUAAAAUGACAAUUUAUGAGAAACUAAAUAAAUAAUGGAUGU
This is a messenger RNA of Drosophila miranda, 5134 nucleotides long. It is a transcript of the gene sNPF-R, whose product is annotated as neuropeptide Y receptor type 6. Gene Ontology annotation, cellular component: plasma membrane; neuron projection. Gene Ontology annotation, biological process: G protein-coupled receptor signaling pathway. Gene Ontology annotation, molecular function: neuropeptide binding; neuropeptide Y receptor activity. Lineage: Eukaryota; Metazoa; Arthropoda; Insecta; Diptera; Drosophilidae. The transcript is spliced from 3 exons. Bases 665 to 2515 code for a protein of 616 amino acids. The record is from RefSeq and is a predicted model, not a curated record.